Messenger RNA from Dentiscutata heterogama, 235 nucleotides. The record is from the annotation of a GenBank genome assembly. NCBI's taxonomy places the organism in Eukaryota, Fungi, Glomeromycota, Glomeromycetes, Diversisporales, Gigasporaceae.
AUGGCUUUUAAUGGCUUUUCAAUUCCAAUACCAAAUGAUGUGACUGUUGUAGCUCUUGUUGCAUGGAUCUUUUACGAACUUGGCAACCUUAAAGAGACCACAGCAAUCCGCAUAUUUCGUGCAAUUGAUGAUAUUGUAAUUCAGUUUGGAUUUUAUUCGAGUAUCAUUCUUUCAUGUUUUUCACCUGGCACAUCUUGUGAAGAUAAAGAAACUGGGUCCAUAGAACCUGCAUCUG